Molecule: messenger RNA, 621 nt
Organism: Helobdella robusta
Lineage: Eukaryota; Metazoa; Annelida; Clitellata; Rhynchobdellida; Glossiphoniidae
Exons: 6
Molecular function (GO): serine-type endopeptidase inhibitor activity
Source: RefSeq, a predicted model, not a curated record
AUACAAUUCUUAGAUGAAAAGUGCAGAGAGCCAGUCUGUCCAGUCAGAAUCCCAUGCAUAUUCGGAAACAAGAUGGACGAAAGUGGCUGCCCUACGUGCGAGUGCGCGCUUAAUCCGGUUGUACCCUGUAAUGUAACAUGCACCAAGCCGAGGUGCAGCUUUGGCUACCAGAGUGAUGACAAUUUUUGCCCCCUGCCGACCUGCCAAUGCAACUCUUACCCCAUUUGUCCUGAGCCUAUGUGUGAAAUGUCACCUGAUGCAGACGAAACGUGCCAAUAUGGCUUAAUAAUAAACAGUGAAGGGUGCCAUGGCUGCGAUUGCUACGACGAACCUCAAAAGUGCGGGCAGCCAUUCUGUGAAGAAUGUCCCAUGGGCAACAUUUACGACAGCAACGGUUGCAAUACAUGCAAGUGCUCCGACCCGUGCUACGUUAAAUGCAACAUCACCAGCUGCCCUGGACUCGAUUGCUCCUAUGACUAUCAAAGAGAUGACAAUGGUUGCAUCACUUGCCAGUGUAAUCCUCUGCCCGAACUCAAGUGUACUGAAUGUUCAGUAGGAAACCUUAUUGGAGACGAUGGCUGCAAGACCUGUCGCUGCUCCGCCGACCCGUGCACUGUUAGU